GUUGUGUGGGCAAUUUAUUUUGCACUGGCUGACUCAUUCGUCGCCUAAUAUCUUUUGGCAGUCUGCACGUGCUUUUUCGCAAUAGAGUAUGGGCCAGGAAUGGACAUGGAGGGACGGCAGUAAAUUGUUGCAGACGCCAGCAAGCAGUCGAGCAGAAGCAGUCGCCGCUAUGGUCGAACGCAGGUCAAUCUUCUGCAUCGUCGUACUUUUGACCCCUUUUGUCAUUUGCGGUCCGACAAAGGCUCCAACCCCGCCGACGUCGCCGUUCGCCGCCACAAGAGGACUUUUCGGCGGCGCCUUCAACAUCGCCAAGGAGGCGGCGUCGGCCGGCGCCAGUUUUGCUCAAGGUGUGGCCUCUGAGGUGACCAACGUGUCAGCCAACAUUGCGACCAACGCGGCCAAAAGCGCGACGAACGUUUCCAAGUCGGUGGCCGGACAGGCCAAGGAGGGCGCCGAGGUUUUCGCGGGCAAGGCCAAAGAAGGGGUCGAGGUCAUUGCCGAAAAGACCAAGGAGGGCACUGAAGGCGUCGUCGCCAAGGCCAAAGAAGGCACCAAGGACGCGAUCCACGCGGUCAAGGUCGGCGCCAAAGAGACGUGGGUGGUCAUCUCCGACCCUACGCAACCCAUCUUCCCCGGCACAAGGUGGUGCGGCGCCGGCACCAAGGCCGACAACGUCACCGACGUCGGCGUUUUCAGCACAGUCGAUUAUUGUUGCAGGAGUCACGACAAUUGCUUUGACAACAUUGCCGUCGGCGAAACCAAGCACGGACUCAAAAAUGAAGGCUCAUUUACCAGGUCACACUGCGAUUGCGACGAAGAGUUCUACGACUGCUUGAAAAAGGCCGACGACUUGGUCGCCGCCAAGGUUGGCUUCACUUACUUCAACGUUCUCCGUCCGCAGUGCUUCCGCGAGGAACGACCUGUGGUGCGGUGCGCAAAGACUGUCGGCAUUGCUGCAACCAAAAGGUGUGCAAAGUACGAGUACAAUGAUAGGGCAGAGAAGAAAUGGCAGUGGUUUGACGCUCAAGACUACUGAUGUAAUAAUGUUAAUAAUUAAUUAAUCGACGGUGAAUUUUGCUCUUGACUUGAACAAUUUUAUUCUGAAUUACUGUAUGAAAAAUUGUCUUACGAAAUUAAUUUGA
Messenger RNA from Neocloeon triangulifer, 1142 nucleotides. RefSeq lists its product as uncharacterized. The transcript is spliced from 6 exons. The coding region runs from base 89 to 1036 and encodes 315 amino acids. Gene Ontology annotation, biological process: phospholipid metabolic process; arachidonate secretion. NCBI's taxonomy places the organism in Eukaryota, Metazoa, Arthropoda, Insecta, Ephemeroptera, Baetidae. The record is from RefSeq and is a predicted model, not a curated record.